This is a messenger RNA of Trichomonas vaginalis G3, 360 nucleotides long. RefSeq names its product FMN binding. The coding region runs from base 1 to 360 and encodes 119 amino acids. The transcript has a single exon. The record is from RefSeq and is a predicted model, not a curated record. Lineage: Eukaryota; Parabasalia; Trichomonadida; Trichomonadidae.
AUGUCUCUUGCACUCAUUAUCAACGGUACUACAUUGCAUGUCACACUUGCUAAUAAUUCUUCUGCUGAAGAGUUAAAGAAAAAGCUCUCAUCAGGCAAUGUUACGAUUAAUAUGAAGGAUUAUUCCAAUUUCGAAAAAGUUGGUGAUCUUGGUUUCUCUUUACCAACUAACGAUGAAGAUAUUCAUACGGACUUCGGUGAUUUAAUUCUAUAUGAGGGCCAUUAUUUUGUCAUCUAUUAUGAUAAGAACCAUUGGAAUUUUACAAAAAUUGGGAAAAUCCAAAAUAUUUCGCAAAAUGAGCUUAAAAAACUAUUAGGAAGUGGAAAUGUUACUGUUACUCUUAAAUUAGGUUCCAACUAA